Messenger RNA from Babesia sp. Xinjiang, 6039 nucleotides. RefSeq names its product putative helicase. The record is from RefSeq and is a predicted model, not a curated record. Gene Ontology annotation, cellular component: cytoplasm. The transcript has a single exon. The coding region runs from base 1 to 6039 and encodes 2012 amino acids. NCBI's taxonomy places the organism in Eukaryota, Apicomplexa, Aconoidasida, Piroplasmida, Babesiidae. Gene Ontology annotation, molecular function: ATP binding; nucleic acid binding.
AUGGAGGAUAAAUAUGAUAUUGAUCGACCGGCGACUGAAGCCGAAAUGAAAUAUGAUACAGUAGUAGCUGUAACAGAUAACAAAGUCGCCUCUGGACGAUCAAAAGCUGACGAUGUUCAGACACCAUUCCAAGAAGGAAUCGACACUCUGACGACCAUAGACUAUGGUUCUCUAGGUAUACUUAAUGUGGAAAGUGCAAAAAAAAUCAGAAGUGACACAAAAAUACCAAUAAAAGAUAGAUUGAGAUUAUGGCAUGCUAUGUGCCCAACAGACUUCUCAAACCUUCUAGGAAGUGCGGGAGCAAAAGAAAGCUGUUGUCUCAUCCAUGCGGAGUCACUAAUCGUACAUGUAGUAUGUAGUGCGGAAAAAGAAGGAAAUGUACUACUAGAUUUUGCAAAAGGACCACAGACCCUACAACUUAUAUACAGGGUAGAAAGAAUACUUAGCGGUAUCACAAGAUGUGGAGGAACAUUUCAGCUAGUGUUCUUCGACGUAUUCAAAAAAAUAUUCGACCCAGGGUAUCACAGUGGUGAUAUAACGGAAGAAGAAGCGGAAGACAGACAAUUCUUCGAUGGAUAUAUGCUGCUGCGUGAAGUGCUACUUACCCAUGCGGCACUUAAUGAAAUACCACACCUAGUAUUCAAGGAUUGGUACGACACGAACUGGAUAAACUAUGUCAACAAUAGUGACCCGGCAUGUAUCCUAGUCGAAGAAGGAUCGUCGUUCUUAUACAAAUAUAAAACCGUGUACGAAAUUGUAGAUACUAAUGCAAUAGCAGAUUUGAACGAACAAAAUGCUGAAAUUGUGGCCGAAUUCCAGACACAACAAAAAUAUAUCGAUAGGUUCACAUUUGCUACACAUGCUAUGGCGAUAUAUAGUUUGUCAAUCAACCUAUCAGUUGCAUAUUUUUUCGAAUUGGGACCUUUUGCGCACAACUUCAAAGCUUUCAUAUCGUUCCCAAGCAACUGCACACCACCCACAACAUUGCUGAAAGAGGUAGAGACACAGUUCCUGGCAGAGUACCCAAGGGAAACGGAAACUCAGCCCGGCACUGAAGUUCAAGAAAAUGGUGGAACAGAUGAUAAUGAAGAAGAGGUAGUAGCAACGCUCAUAGAAGAGCUAGGGGCAAUGGGAGUACAACCUAGGUUGAGACAAUUAGUGGCAUGUAACUACAUCAAAAAUCUAAAUGAUAUGAAACCAGGAGAAGAUGAAGAAGUGGAUGAAGAUACUGCGCUAUACAUUGACAGCUGCGUACUCACAUUCAAGGUACUACUCAUACACAACCAUCUAAUCGAUACUCUGCCACUAGAGGAUAGGUGCACACGUCGGCUAGAUGCGGAAAACUGGGAAUUCUUCAGCACUUAUAUCGCAGCCACUUUGGAUUUCAUGGCAUCAACCACCGUACCCAUACUCAUGGGGAUGCAAAAAAUCCUAUAUAACAUGAGACAUUCCAAACGUGAUGUAGCAGACCUAUUUGAUGGAAACCUAUUCACUUCCAUACUGCAUUGCAUGGCAAUUUAUGCCAAGGAACAUGAUAAUAAGGUUGACGGGAAUUUCCUAGCUCUGCCAGAAGAGGUAGCUUCGGGAAUGGAUCGUCUAUACGCCCACUUCUCAGGGGAUUCCAAGGCAAAAUUAUUCCCUAUUGACAUGACACCGUUCGCAGAAUGUGGUAUAUAUGACAAUGUGGAUGCCAUGGAACUUGACGGCAAUAACGUAGGUACCAAGCUACUUAAUAUCGAUAACCAAUUUGUCAACAUGUAUUUCGGACUCAAUGGAGCUCGGGAUAACGUUGAAUUUUACGAAGGGAACAACUCACAUUGCAUGACUAGAUUUGCAGAAUUACAAUGGAGAAAUCCUGCUCUCAUGUCGGAAAAAACAGAAUGUAUCGACUAUUUCCUCAAAGUAGAAAAACAUGACAAAUAUGCAGAUAUGCCCAAAAGGACACAUAGACAGGAACAACGUAGUAUGCAGAGACAAAAUGCAUUUUCACACCUCCUGUCGAGGUACCUGGGAUCGAACAAUUUACAUCACCCUAUUGUGCCAAAACUAGAGCAUACAUGGUUGGAUGUUAAGCAAAAGGCGCUGGAAGAUGAUACAAAUGCCAAGGCAAGCCCAGAGGAAACAGUGGCAUCUAAACCAGGCAAGCCAGAAAAACAUACAAAAGAUAAACAUUCUAAAGAGUCGAAGAAGGAAAAGGCUGGCAAGGUUAAAACUUCGGGGAAAGCUGAAAUUUUAAGACAGAAACAUGCAGCUGCACAAGAGUCGAAAAGUAGAGAGGGUGAUAUGAAAGCACUUGAAAGGUUAUCGGGACGUAUGGCAUCAAUGUUUUCACGUGAACAUGAUUUUGACGUUAUAUAUACCAAUAUAUUGGAUUAUACAGCAGGCCCUAAUCGUGCAGUUGACCUUACAGGUGAUUUCAAGUGGCUUAAAAAUGCAAUCACCACGAAACCUAUACAACUACAAUUCGUCAAGGGGAUGUUGGAAAACCUUUUGAAAACAUUUGAGGGAUAUAGAAUGCGCUCACUGAACAAAAGGGGUGCGCGAACAUCACUCAGACGUACUAUCUGUAUAACAAUACGUUUGAUACACGAUUGUUUCAGAGAAUUUAAAAGUAUCAUAGAUGGCGAGACUAUAGUGUUGCUGCAGAGAUUCUUAAUCAAGCUUGGUAUGCCGAAAAGUGCUGCUAACCUUUUCGAUUCAUGGAUGAAGUUAACUGAUGACAAAAAGAACAAAAAGUUCCAACUAGAAAAGGAAGAACCGUUUGAUUAUGCCAUACGUAAGGAGAUGGAAUUUGAAUUCCAACUGGCUUACAUGGGUGAUUUAAUGGAACGUACUCUAGGUUCCACUGAGGACCCAAGGGUUCUAUUCAAGCCUGACGCAUGGCAAAAAAUGCUACUGGAUAUUGUAGACCUUAGAGAAUCGGCCCUAGUGGUAGCGCCAACAUCUACAGGUAAAACAUACAUCUGUUACUAUGCCAUGGAACAGGGGCUUCGUCUCGACGAUGAGGGUGUUGUUAUAUACGUGUCUCCUAACGAUGCGCUGGCGCUGCAGGUCACCUACGAAAUCACAGCUAGGUUCUCCUCGAAGAACUAUGCAACGCCAUCAUGUGCAGCGGUACUCAGCGCGUCGUUCUUGGAAAAGUUCCAUGAUCCCAAGUGGAAUUGUGCACAGAUAUUGGUCACAGUACCCUCCAUUGUGGAACAACUGCUUAUAGCCAUGCGCUCUAGUGAACUUGGGUUUGCCAAAAGGAUAGAAUAUCUUAUCCUUGAUGAAAUCCAUUGUAUAUCUGAUGAAGACAUAGGUCCGUUCUUGGAACGUGUGGUCCAUCUAAGUGCUUCACCGUUCCUAGCGUUAUCUGCCACUGUUGGAAACCCAACCCAUUUCCACUCGUGGCUAUCGAAGGUCGAACUCACCCGCAGGAAUUCGAAGACGGCUAAGGUACACUAUAUUUACUUUGACGAACGUUUUUCAGACCUCAAAUUGGAGUGCUACUCCAGCCGCCAUUUGGUGCCACUAAACCCUGCAACCUGCCUUUCGUACCAUAACGUAAAAGCUAACGGGUUCCCCAAAGAUUUCUAUCUCAGGCCUAAGGACCUUAUGAUACUAUGCAAAGCUACAAACUUUGUAAUGGGUAAUAGGUGCCCAGAUAUAGAUUACCUAGAGCCUUCGGAAUACUUCAGGAACACACCUAUCAUCACCAAGCGACAGUAUAGGUACUGGUUACAAACGUACAUCACCGAAUUCUCACGACAAGUACAAAAUGGAGUUAUUGGUGAAAAGGAUUUCGAAAAGAUUAUGGAAUGCCUCAAAUCGGUAAAUAUAUCGGUAUCCCCGGCAGAUAUAACCGCUUCCAGUGAUGAUUCACAGGAUGCUUACUUCAAACUUUACCCGCUUUUAAAGCCAUUUGAAGAGCGUCCUAACGCUGCGGAAUCCAACGCUACGACUCAGGUAGUUAACACCACGUCAUCUUCGUCGCAAUCACGGGAGUUCCUGGACCCGGCCGAGGUACUAACGCUACUCAACACUCUAGAACAAACAAAACGGUUGCCGUGUCUCGCCUUCACAUUCGACCGUAACCACAUGGAACAUGUGUUGAUAUCUGUCACGCAACAGUUGAAACGUAGGCAGUGGGAGAAAUAUUAUGGUACUCCAGAGGCUACAGCGUGGACAAAUGCAGAGAAUAAGAGACGCAUAGACCAUUAUCAAAUGCUCAUGCGCCAAUAUGAAGCUGAGAAGAAGAUGAAAGGUGCUAGUAGAGAGCAGAAGGAGGAACAAGGUAUUGGAGGGAAGGUGGAAGACUUUCUAGAACUUCCCAAAGAACCUGUAGAUGUGGCAGAAGAUUAUGACCCAGAAUUUAAUUACUAUAAUCGCAAGAUAUAUGUCAAUUAUACAGAGGAAGUGGAAAACUUUAUCAAAAUCGCGUCUGGAUCUAUCAGUAAUAGGAAAAAUGUGGACUUGUUUGUAGAGGCUAUGCGACGUGGUAUUGGUAUCCAUCACGAAGGAUUACCGCAUAAAUUUACUAUGCUUACAGAAACACUGUAUAGGAUGGGUUUCUUAAGGGUGCUACUCUCCGGGCGUAGUCUUGCCUUUGGUAUCAACGUGCCAUGUAAAAGUGUCGUCUUUAUGGGUGAUAACUACGAACUCACGCCACUGAUGUACAAACAGAUGAGUGGUCGUUGUGGUCGACGUGGUUUCGAUCUUUCAGGCCAUGUUAUAUUCUGGGGUCUGCCGAUGAAACGUAUUCGGCAACUACUGACAGCUCAGUUACCAAACCUUAGUGGAUAUGCGUCGUGCAGUCCUACUGAGGUACUUGCCACACUCUCGGCAUUCAACAGUCUACUAGUUUCGGUGAGAGCGAGGCCGCCACAACCAAAGAAUACCGGAAAGAUAUCAACAACGGACGCUAGAGUACGUAAAAAUGAGAUCAUCACGAGGAGCCGUGAUAUAGUAGUCGAUCCGCGUGUCAUUGUAAAACGUUUGGCGUCGAUAUUCAUGCACGCGUUGAACCCACAGUCAGGAUAUAACAAGGACGAAGUGAUUGUUUUCCGGGCAUGCGUGGAGACACUUUUCAACCUUGGCUUUAUCGACCGCCAUGGUCUGGUCAGUGGAUGCUGUGAGCUGGCACUGCUUACGCGGGAUGCGCACCCAAGUAACCUCUUCUUGGCGCAUCUUGCACAAAUGGGAAAACUACAUGAUCUAGUUAAAACUAGUGGAUCUGAUGCAGCCGACAAACUGAUGGAUCUUCUAGCGAGGUUCGCAUACAAACGUAAACAGCUUGGUACAACAGUGACACUUAGACGAUUGCUACCACAGAGAGUACGUUGUGGAGUUAAGUAUACUAGCAAGUUGAAGUCUAACUUGCUAGUGAAGGACGAGGGGUCACUUGGUGUUGAACUGUUAUACCCUGAGUCGUUCCCGUUGCUACCCGCUACUAGCGGUGAAAUUCGAGAUGUACUUCGCGUAUACAACGAGAACGUCCUAGGGGUCUUGUCCAAGUACCAAGCCAAACUCACGCCAAUGGAUGCUAAGCUACCGCUUUCCAAUGUGGAUUUCCGAUGUGGACCAAAUCAACAAAAAUGCUGGUUCAUGGACAAAAGAAUGGAAAUGCAGUUUACAAGCUUGUCAUCGCCAUUUGUUGGGAUCAACGGGUUACCAGGUAACUUCACAACAGCACGUGAGUUAUGGCUAAGUUCACGAGCUUGCUCGGAUAUCACACUUGACAUGGUCCCGACAAUUGAGUCCGUAGAGAUCGACGUAAUUCAAAUGGAUCCUCAUUUCAACGUGAUAAAGAAACUUGCAGUUGCACUAGAAAAUUCAUACAUCAUCGAUUAUUGGGUACAUGGGCGUUUCUCCAUCGUGAGGGAUGUCAACGGGCUCGGGCAAUAUGCGUGGUUCGAUUUGCGCAAGAUUCUGGUUUUGCUAAAACUUGCAAAACUUACCCUAAAAGGAUACACUGAUGGAGGUAGUCGACCGGAUGUGUUACAAGAUGCCGUAGAGCAGGCACUUGACCGCUUCGAGGGAGCAUUUAAUCGCAUUUAA